Exophiala viscosa is the source of this 939-nucleotide messenger RNA. RefSeq names its product 30S ribosomal protein S9. The coding region runs from base 1 to 939 and encodes 312 amino acids. The record is from RefSeq and is a predicted model, not a curated record. Gene Ontology annotation, biological process: translation. The transcript is spliced from 2 exons. NCBI's taxonomy places the organism in Eukaryota, Fungi, Ascomycota, Eurotiomycetes, Chaetothyriales, Herpotrichiellaceae. Gene Ontology annotation, molecular function: structural constituent of ribosome; RNA binding. Gene Ontology annotation, cellular component: ribosome; mitochondrial small ribosomal subunit.
AUGGCGACUCCAGCGAGGGCUUUGCCCUCGGCCAUCUCCUGGACCUGUCGCCAAUGUCGACUCCUUCGCGGCAGUCUCGAGACGAGAGCGCAGACUGCACGGCUACCUCUAGCAGGACGCCGUCAAAACUUUUCUACGACAAAGUCUCACCAUGCUGAAGUCCAGAUUCGGGCCGCGCCCGAGAUCGAUCUUGACGAUCCUCAAGCCAUCCCAGCUCGGAUCAUACCUGCGUCGCCCUCAUACUUCACAGCAUCUCCUCUAUUCAACGAUCACGUUCUACUACUGCAGUCACUGGUUAAGAAGCACAGCUCGCUUCCCAUUGCACCCCCGGAGUUGACACCACGGGCCGCAUGGCUGAAGUUGAGCCAGUACCGCAGUUCGGUGGGCGAGAAAAUUGCCGCUUCAAAGUACACCAAGGUCUUACAUCUCUUGACUCGGCUAAACAAGAUCCACCGCAAGAUUCGCCCGAAGGAAGUAAAGCAGAUACUAGACGAAUUUCGUCGACCCGGUUCAGAAGAAUUGCAGAAGGCGAAGCCGGGUAAAAUCGAUGAGUACGGCAGGUCGACAGCGAUAGGACGCCGGAAAGAGUCUUCCGCCAAAGUAUAUCUGGUAGAAGGUACUGGGGAAGUGCUGGUCAAUGGCCGCAGUCUCGUGCAAGCAUUUCCACGAUUACAUGACAGAGAGAGUGCUCUAUGGGCACUGAAAGCCACUGAGCGGAUGGACAAGUACAAUGUAUUCGCCAUGGUCUCUGGAGGAGGAGUGACUGGGCAGGCGGAGGCGAUAACAUUGGGAUUGGCCAAGGCACUGCUGGUACACGAACCAGCUCUCAAACCAGCCCUUCGACGAGCUGGUUGUGUCACUUCGGAUAUGAGACGUGUCGAACGAAAGAAGCCUGGAAGGCUGAAGGCCAGAAAGAGACCUACCUGGGUCAAGCGAUGA